Bipolaris zeicola 26-R-13 is the source of this 1002-nucleotide messenger RNA. RefSeq lists its product as uncharacterized. Lineage: Eukaryota; Fungi; Ascomycota; Dothideomycetes; Pleosporales; Pleosporaceae. Gene Ontology annotation, biological process: protein deubiquitination; proteasome-mediated ubiquitin-dependent protein catabolic process. The record is from RefSeq and is a predicted model, not a curated record. Bases 1 to 1002 code for a protein of 333 amino acids. Gene Ontology annotation, cellular component: proteasome regulatory particle, lid subcomplex. Gene Ontology annotation, molecular function: protein binding; metallopeptidase activity; proteasome binding. The transcript is spliced from 3 exons.
AUGGACCGGUUAAGCAGAAUGCUCGCCGCCGCUCAAGGCAUGGGUGGCAUGGGAGGGCCGCAGGCGGACACCAACCUCAUCGACAACUCGGAAACCGUCUACAUCUCUUCGCUCGCCCUACUCAAGAUGUUGCGACACGGCCGGGCCGGUGUGCCUAUGGAAGUCAUGGGACUGAUGUUGGGAGAGUUCGUCGACGACUACACAGUACGGGUGGUGGACGUGUUUGCCAUGCCGCAGUCCGGAACUGGUGUCUCCGUCGAGGCUGUAGACCCCGUCUUCCAGACUAAGAUGAUGGACAUGCUUCGCCAAACAGGAAGGCAAGAAACCGUUGUCGGGUGGUACCAUUCACAUCCCGGUUUCGGCUGCUGGUUAUCGUCAGUCGAUAUCAAUACACAGCAAUCAUUCGAACAGCUCACACCCCGUGCUGUCGCCGUCGUAGUCGACCCCAUCCAGUCCGUCAAGGGCAAAGUCGUCAUUGAUGCCUUUCGCUUAAUCAACCCGCAAACGCUCAUGAUGGGCCACGAGCCCCGCCAAACCACAUCCAACGUUGGCCACCUCAACAAGCCCUCGAUCCAAGCCCUCAUUCACGGCCUGAACCGUCACUACUAUUCGAUUGGUAUCAACUACCGAAAGACUGCACUGGAGGAGAACAUGUUGAUGAACCUGCACAAGCACGUAUGGACCGAGGCACUUCUCAUGGACGAUUUCAAGAGCGAGGGUGAGCGGAACGUGGAUAGGCUGCAGAAGCUGGUCACAUUGGCGGACGGUUACGAGAAGCGAGUCAAGGAAGAGACGGAGUUGACAAAGGAGCAACUGAAGACACGAUAUGUCGGAAAGGUGGACCCGAAGAAGCACAUCUCGGACGUCGGACAGCAACUGAUCGAAGACAACAUUGUGUCUGUCUCACGGCAAAUGAUUGACAAGGAAGCUUCAGUACCCAAGUCAAAUGUGCGACAAAGUGGCCAUGCUAGUGGUGGCGACGACGUUGAGAUGGAGGAAUAA